This is a messenger RNA of Capsicum annuum, 1700 nucleotides long. RefSeq names its product R3H domain-containing protein 2. Bases 284 to 1204 code for a protein of 306 amino acids. Gene Ontology annotation, molecular function: nucleic acid binding. The transcript has 6 exons. The record is from RefSeq and is a predicted model, not a curated record. Lineage: Eukaryota; Viridiplantae; Streptophyta; Magnoliopsida; Solanales; Solanaceae.
GUACAUAUUUUUGUAACACUGUUAUUUUUAUCUUCAUAAGAAACUUUUGUGUAAAUUUGAGCUGGUCGAGCUUCAAUGUGAAUAUUGAUGUAAUUUUAAAAAAUAUAUAUAAAAAAAUAAUAAUAAUAAAGAAGAAAAAUCCUUAGAAGUCUGUUGGCCUCUCCUCUUUUCCCAAAAUUGUCGAAAAUUGCCUUCAAAAAUCUAUUGAAAAAAAAAAACUAAAAAUAAAUUCAAGAAAAUUUGUGGGUUUUACACCCUUUAUGAUUCUUGAUUAUUAGCCACAAUGAGUCUUACAGAAUUUGCCAUGGUAGAAGAACUGGCCUUUCUUGUCAAAGAUAAUCUUCCUUGCAAGCAUCUUAUCCUCUCGAUGGAGGAGACCCUCGUCAAUUUUCUUCUCGAUGAUACCAGUUCCGAUGGAAUCUUGGAGCUUGAACCAACAAAUCCAUAUAACCGCCUUCUCUUACAUCGUCUUGCUGAUAUUUUUGGGUUUGCUCAUCAAUCAGUUGGUGAAGGGGAAGAACGGCACUUGGUCUUGGAGCGUUGCUCAGAUACGGCAAUACCUUCCAUUCUCAUUAGUGAUCUCCUGUGGCAGUAUGACGAGCUCCAAUCUCCAAGGACCGUAGAUGUAAUAUAUAGAAGAAAAGAAGAUUCAGAAGGGUCAAGGGUAGAAGAGACGCCCACACCCAUACCAAUCUUUAACCUUUCGCUUGAGGAGAGGGAAGAAGCAUAUAUGGCUGCCCGAAAACGGAUAUUUUCUGUUGAUCAAGGUGAGACAAGACAAUGUACGAAGGAUAGACCUCAAAAAGAUCCUACAGUUGCCCGUCGUAUGAUUGCACAUGCACUUGGCCAAAGAACCAGGCCAGCAAAUACCGAGCAAUGUGGAGAACAAACCAAGGAUGUAAAUAUGCAGCAUAAGGAAGAACGGCUGACAAAUUCGGGAAAGCAGACGUGUAUGGAGGUUAAAACCCCCCGUACAAAAUAUCCAGGUUCGUGUGGUAAUCCUAGAAGCAACAAAUCAAAUGGCAGUAAAUCACCGCAUAUGAAGAAGAGCGCACCUAAAAGCGCAAAUGAGACAGGUUCCUCGACACCAGUAAAAAAGGAUGGAAAGGUUCACAAAGAUAGUAUUCGCGAUGAACAUAUUGGUGCUGCUAAGAGAAUAUUUGCGAAUGCUCUAGGAUUUGCAAGAGAAGGGAAUGUGAAAUAAGGAUCAUAAUGUAUUCUUCUUGAAAUGCUUGAAGAGUAGCCCAGCCACACAUACCAUUGAAGUAAACGUAUGAUCUCGAGCACUUUGUGAUCCUCGUGUAAUCUGUGCCAUUUGUGCCAGCCAUUUGAUAGCUGCAUCUAAUACGUUCAUCAAGGAACUGUUUGGGGUAUAGAAUUGGAAGCGCUACUGAAUCCAAGUCAUCGACAAGUUUAAGGUCGUAAAGUUUGUGACAUUUGCCUCGUCUGUCUGCUUUUCGCUUACUCCUAUCAGCAUCAUCCUCUGUAGCACAGAUUUUCUCUUCGAGGGAACUCGUUGGCAGCCUCGUUCGUCAUUUUCGUUGGCUUUUCCUCAUUAUGAUGUACAACUUCAUUUUAGUCUAGUAGAGUUUGAACUUUGGCUUUUUGGCCAUGGAACUGCAAGUUAUCAGCAGUUGUGUAGUCUGUAGAUUAUAGUGAUACUCUUGAAAUUUGGAUUUAUGAAUUGAGUUUAAGAGUUG